CUGGGAAGGACAGACUGAUAUUCAAGGAAGGACUACGAAUCCCAGCAAGCAGUUCGCGACACGAGGGAGCAGAAGGAGGAGGAGCUCGGAGCCGUCGGGCCCUGCGGAACCAGGCAGCAGCAGCAACCCAGCUAGACGGCCAUGGGGAAGCACUACUUCUGUGACUACUGCAACCGCUCCUUCCAGGACAACCUCCACAACCGCAAGAAGCACUUGAAUGGGCUGCAGCACCUCAAGGCCAAGAAGGUCUGGUAUGACAUGUUUCGAGAUGCAGCUGCCAUCUUGCUAGAUGAACAGAACAAGAGGCCGUGCAGGAAGUUUCUACUGACAGGCCAGUGUGACUUCGGCUCCAACUGCAGAUUUUCCCACAUGUCAGAGAGAGACCUCCAGGAGCUAAGCAUCCAGGUGGAGGAGGAGAGGCGGGCCAGGGAGUGGCCACUAGAUGUCGUCGAGCUCCCUGAGGGCCAUCUGGAAGACUGGUUGGAAAAGAGAGCCAAGCGGCUGAGCUCAGCUCCAAGCAGCAGGGCUGAGCCCAUGAGAACCACCAUCUUCCAGUACCCCAUAGGCUGGCCACCAGUCCAGGAGCUGCCUCCAUCCCUGCGGGCACCCCCACCCGGGGGGUGGCCCCUGCAGCCCAGUGUCCAGUGGGGCUGAGCCCCUCAUCCCCACCUGACCCCCAUCUGGGCAGCCUUCGUGUCAGUCACAAUAAAGAUAAGGGCUCCUA
Odobenus rosmarus divergens (Pacific walrus) is the source of this 724-nucleotide messenger RNA. RefSeq names its product zinc finger, matrin-type 5 (gene ZMAT5). The coding region runs from base 142 to 654 and encodes 170 amino acids. NCBI's taxonomy places the organism in Eukaryota, Metazoa, Chordata, Mammalia, Carnivora, Odobenidae. Gene Ontology annotation, molecular function: zinc ion binding. The record is from RefSeq and is a predicted model, not a curated record. The transcript is spliced from 6 exons. Gene Ontology annotation, cellular component: U12-type spliceosomal complex.